UUUAUAAACAGCUGUUUACAAAAUAUAAACAAACAACCGGCGCGUUAGAAGAAUUCUAAUAUUUUUUAAUUUUCUAUGAAAAUCGAAAAAAUUUUAUAAAUAUUCCAUCAAGAUGUUUCAAACCAAACAUCUCCUGCAACAGUACACUAUAGCUGUAAACAUUUUACGUAAAUAUACCGGCAAACCUGAACUGAAAACUUUCACCCAAAAAAAGCAAUACUAUGGUGACUUAUUUCCCGAUAAAUUACUCAAUAAAAAACAAAAGACACCCUCCCACUUGUACAUCACUAAUGAACAGACCGCUCAUCAAAUCAAUAAGCAUUUGGAGCCCUUUUUCCAACAAAGUCCUUGUGAUACUAUUCUGGAGUUAAAUCCCGGUAUUGGAGCAUUCACCCGCCGUCUCUUAGAUAAUGAGGAGAAAUUUAAGAAAAUUAUCUUAAUGGAAACUAUGGACUAUUUUAUGGGCAAUUUACAGGAAAUGCAUACCUUAUAUCCCGAACGAGUAAAGGUAAAACAGGGUGAUUUGGUAAACAUUUGGAAAUUGGUCUAUCAAGAUAAAAUGGAUAAUGGCUCGAGAGUACAGGAUUUAUUACGUGAUAUACCCAAUAGGCAAUUUGAAGAAGAACCUAAUAUCUUGUUAUUUGGAGCUGUGGGUUCUUAUCAAUUUUUUAAGCACCUUAUAAAUUCGAUUAUAUUUCAAAAUAGUUUCUUAAAUCUGGGCAGAGCUGAGAUGUAUUUUGUGGUACCACCUCCCAUAUAUUUGCAUUUGACUUGCACCAGCGAAAUUGGUUAUAUGAUCUACCGAUCUACCUCUAUUUUAUUUCAAAUGUUAUUUGAAUAUCGUUUUAUUGCUCGUUUGCCUAGAGAUGAAUUUCUGCCCGCGCAAACUGAGUAUAAUUUCACAAAAGGAAGUAAGCUAGGAAGGGUACGAUCUGUAAAUCCUGAAUUUCUAUAUUUGGUAAGAAUCGUACCGCGUCGGGAUAUAUACAAGUAUGUAGCACCUGAGGAUAUGCCUUCACUAUGGUAUUUUGUAAAACAAAAUUGUGUAAGCAGACGCAAUCGUAUCAUACCAAAUCUGGAAAAAUGGAUACCUGGCUGUGGACCCCGCUUAAUAAUUAAUGCUGAAGAACCUCAACCGUCUGUACCGCUAUACGAUGAUGAAGAUAUUGCUAAGCUACCAAAAUAUUCAUCACGUUGUUGUACUAUUAACAAUAAUGAUUACUAUCCCAAUAUCAAUAUCUAUACACAAUUUGGUGAUUUAAGAGCUAGUCAAAUGUUAACUCUUUUCUCAUUAUUCCGCAAAUGGCCGGAAUAUAAAGAAAGUUCAUUUUUGGCUUCUUUCGAAAAUAGUAUGCUUAAAAUGGAAGCUUCGGCAGAAGAGUCUGUGGAAGGUAUAGCCGAAGAGGAUGACGAUAUAUCGGUAGAACAGACACCAGAAGAAGAUGGGGCAACAACAACGACAACAACAGUACAAAAGGUCAAUGCUAAACGCUCUAGAAAACUUGUAAAAGAAACCUAACAUUUAAAAUGGUAAUGGUGGCGAUUUAUUAUUGUAAACAUUUUUGUAAUUGUCUUCAUUAAGUCUAUUUUAAAUUUAUAUUGUUAAAGUUAAAUAAUAAUAGUUUAUUUUUGUUAAAAAAAAA
Lucilia sericata (common green bottle fly) is the source of this 1643-nucleotide messenger RNA. It is a transcript of the gene mtTFB2, whose product is annotated as dimethyladenosine transferase 2, mitochondrial. Gene Ontology annotation, molecular function: mitochondrial transcription factor activity; rRNA (adenine-N6,N6-)-dimethyltransferase activity. The coding region runs from base 113 to 1519 and encodes 468 amino acids. The record is from RefSeq and is a predicted model, not a curated record. The transcript has 5 exons. Gene Ontology annotation, biological process: transcription initiation at mitochondrial promoter; rRNA methylation. Gene Ontology annotation, cellular component: mitochondrial matrix. Lineage: Eukaryota; Metazoa; Arthropoda; Insecta; Diptera; Calliphoridae.